AUGUCGUCCAACUCGACCUCGACCUACUUCUUCAUCACCGCCCCGCAGUUCUAUCCGGCUUGCAACAUUGGUAUGCCUGUCAUUCGCUCGCAAGUGUGCAGCGACUUCGAGGUCAUCCAGACGACGGUCAAGGGCGGCUACAACGUCACCUGCGCCAAAGAGGCGGGCAUGAAAUGGACCGGCUUCUCCACGCUCAACCACGCAAAGGCGGCCCCAGCGGAUCUGUGCAACAUCCGUUCGACUACGAGCUCGACGGCGCCGUCCACCCCAAGGUUCAAUCGGCUCGGCGUGAUGUACAUGCUCCUGCUCAUCACAGUAGCACUGUCUCAUAAUGCAAUCCCAACCUGA
This is a messenger RNA of Kalmanozyma brasiliensis GHG001, 348 nucleotides long. RefSeq lists its product as uncharacterized. Bases 1 to 348 code for a protein of 115 amino acids. The transcript has a single exon. The record is from RefSeq and is a predicted model, not a curated record. Lineage: Eukaryota; Fungi; Basidiomycota; Ustilaginomycetes; Ustilaginales.